Bemisia tabaci is the source of this 3356-nucleotide messenger RNA. The record is from RefSeq and is a predicted model, not a curated record. NCBI's taxonomy places the organism in Eukaryota, Metazoa, Arthropoda, Insecta, Hemiptera, Aleyrodidae.
AAUUAUGUAGAUAAACAUAGGUGUCUAAUCUUUCUGUUCGCAUGCAGCGUAAAAUGAUAACAGCCUCUUCAAAACCCAUCUCCAAGGUAGUCUCAAUGCAACACGUACUAUCAGUAAACAUUUGCUCUUUUUGCUGCUCAGCCGUAUCCGUGCCUGAUUUCAGUUUAUGGUUAUGCCGCAAACCAUCAAAAGCAGAAAAAAAGGUGCUUUGAGUCGGAGACAAAGGUAAAAAGGACAACAAUGAGAUACAUUUUCGAUCUGUGAAAAAUGACGUGAGCUCAUGGUGUGAAAUUUGUCCCUAUCAUUACUAAUGUGACAGACAACUGAACUUUACGUUUACCUAAUUUUGAACAUUAAUAUCAUCGUAUUUCUAUUAAAUAAUUUAAUUAUGAAUUCCAAAAUAAGGUGUUUGGUCUUGGAUGAGGCACACAAGUUGGUGCGGAUGAAAAUUUCCAGGGCGGCCCAUAAAAUCGCAAAAGUCAACUUGAAGCAGCCGAACUGGAGCUACUUUCAUAAUCCAGGCUCAGAGCCCUUACGAGCCGUGACAAUCGGCAAUCUUUUUGAGGAGACAGUAAACAAAUUUGGAGACACAGAGGCGUUGGUCUCAAUCGCUCAAAAUAGGAGACUUACUUUUCACCAAGCAAAAACGAAGGUAGAUCAACUGGCCGCUGGACUGAUCUCUUUGGGGUUGAAACCCGGGGAUCGAGUAGGUCUAUUGGAGCCAAAUACAGAGGAAUGGUACAUAUCGUUCCUGGCUGGAGCAAAAGCAGGCGUUAUUGUAAUGAACUUGAAUCCCGCAAACCUGCCGAAGGAAAUCGCGCACUGCUUGCAGUUGACAGGAGCGCGAGCCUUGAUAGUACGGGAUACGUUUCUGACUCAAAAUUAUUACGAUUCGUUGGUUUCAAUUAUGCCUGAAUUGGAGAGAGCUCCCACUGGUUCGCCUGUCCAAGUUAAGGACUUCCCGGAGUUCUCUUACCUCAUCAUGAAUACGGACCAAACUUUACCGGGUACUUUCCGACUUCAAGAUAUUUAUUCUUUGGCAAACAAAGAAUCCACAAACAAGCUAGAUGAGUUGGCUAAAGCGAUCCAACCAGAUGACGCUUGCAACAUUCAGUUCACUUCGGGCACAACUGGACUACCAAAGGCUGCUGCACUGACACAUUUCGGCUCACUAAAUAACGCAUAUUUUAUCGGGAAAAGGUUCACUUACGACAGGAAGAGACCCACGAUUUGUUGCUCCGUUCCGUUUUUUCACACUUACGGCACAACAGCGGUAGUCCUCACCGGUCUAUACUUCGGGGCAACUUGUGUACUACCUAGUCCCAGUUACAACUCUAGCCUAGCAAUUGAAGCGAUCGCAAAAGAACAAUGCACUGCUUUGUAUGGAACUCCAACAAUGCAUUUAGAUAUGUGCGCGUUGGCUGAACAAAGUAAGGAAUCUUCGUGGAAAGAUAAUCUAGAUGUGAUCGUGACGGCAGGAUCACUCCUCUUACCUAAAGUUUACGAUAGGAUAAAAAAUGUUUUUCCCUCAACAAAAAUUUAUUCAAUCUAUGGUAUGACCGAGACGAGUCCAUCUUCGUUCCAAAGUCGAUCGACAGACACAGAGGACCAAAGAAAGUAUUCUGUUGGGUUCGUGCAGGAUCACGUCGAGGUCAAAAUUGUUGACGGAGCUGGAAAAAUGGUGCCGUUUGGUUCGCCAGGAGAACUCUGGUGCAGAGGAUACGUGAAAAUGCUGGGUUACUACAACCAGGAUUCAAAAACAGCGGAAAUGAUCGGGAAAGAUUGCUGGAUAAAAACUGGAGAUGAGGCAAUUUUAUCUGAGGACGGUUACGCGCAGAUCGUUGGCAGAAUCAAAGAUUUAAUAAUAAGAGGAGGUGAGAAUAUAUCGCCGAAAGAAGUCGAGGAUUUGUUACAAGCUCAUCCAGACAUUUAUGAGGCCCAGGUUUUCGGGGUCGCUGAUGAACGAUUGGGCGAAGUUGUUGGGGCAGCGCUAAUACUGAGACCGGGAAAAUCUAUCACGGUGGAUGAAAUAAAAACGUUUUGUAAAGGGAAAAUUUCACACUUCAAGAUUCCAAAAUAUGUACAAUUCCUCACCGAAUUUCCCAAAACGGGCUCGGGGAAAAUCAAGAAACACAUUCUGAAAGCAGCAAUGGAAAAAGCUGUUCAAGCGGGAGAUCUCUGAGAAGACAGCAGAUUUCCUUCAUUGUUGGCUUCUAACAUUUGCAACUAUUUGGGUUUUAUACGAUUUCCGUUCUAACAAGCUAUUCAAGACACAAUGCUCCAAAAGUCUUACCUCCCACAUGCCUUUAAAGGCAGUAAUUUAUCCUUUAUCACAUAGUUAAUGUCAGGGAGCACUUGAGCACUUUCACGAAGUUCCAUUUCAGGGGGAGGGGUGAGGUGAUGAAGAAGGGCGGGGGGGGGGGGGGAGAUGAGGGAAAGUAUGUUAGAAGAGGAUUCUUAUUGUUGACGUGUACUCCUGAUUUUCUGCUUUCUUGGAGAAAUAUAGUAUACUCUUGGAAUUGCCAAAAUUGUUAGAAUCGCUAAUUUCGAUAAUGACGAGUCUAAUUCUACAUUUUAAAAUCUGUGAUAAAUACGUCGUGAAGUGAAAAAUGAUAUCAAAUGGCGAAAAUGGAAAAGAACUGUUAAUUUUAUGAUUUUAAUUGCUAGCUUCAAAAUUUUCAGACUCCUCAGUCCUAAUCGAUUUUUUUAAAAAAAUAUUUUGACUUUGAAAAAUUGCGACGUUGUUUCCCUACGUUUUUAGGGAAUCGACUUUGUGCCCAGACAGACUACUUUUAUUUCUUGUUAGUUCACAGUUUUGUACAAAUCAUACCGGGUUCGAAAACUACUCGUUUCGUAGAACCUUGUUUUUUAGUCCUCAGAAUGAGCUCUCUCACACAUCAUAUGCCCUCUAAUGGGUUCCUGUAGUAUACAAAAUUUAACAUUGUGAUGCUGUUCUUGACUUUUCACUGCUAAACAGUGUUAUUAAAAAAUCCCGCACCACCAGCUUAAGGCAGCACCUCUGAAACGUUUGAACAAAUCGAGAUAUAGACUUUAAGACCCCUAAAAACUUCAAGGGGAUCCCUAUGAAAAAGGGCAAAAACCCCAUGAGUUAUAAGGAUAUCGCGGGAUUCCUCGACAACAAAAAAGUGAUUUUUAUCGUUUCAAUUGGUUUUUAUUCAUGAUAUCAGCGUGAUUUUGUAUUCGUCUGAGGACAUAUAUAAAGACUUCAAGAAGAGUAAUUGUCAUUGAGUUUGAUGGCAAUGAAGCAACCACAAAUACGAACAUAAAGUUGUGAACUCCUAUAUUGUUUUAAAGAACAAAUAAAUGUCACCAACCUGAGUGUGUGUUACGAAGAA